Microbotryum saponariae is the source of this 1379-nucleotide messenger RNA. The record is from the annotation of a GenBank genome assembly. Lineage: Eukaryota; Fungi; Basidiomycota; Microbotryomycetes; Microbotryales; Microbotryaceae.
AUGUCACGCGUGUAUGAGCCCUUCAUCAUUGUACCGCCAUUGACGACGUGCACGACGGCCUACAUCGUCGUAGUGAGUACUUCUGUACACUGUUCGGCCUCGCGCGCGAGCUGUUCGCCCCUAGGGCCUAGGGUCUGACGGCCUCACGUGAGACAGGCGCUUGCCCAUCGCCCUGCGCCGCCCCUUCACGAGCGCACCGGGACAGCGCGGUGCAUACACUCACCCUUGCGCCCCCUCUCUCCCCUCCUCCCCCUCUCCUAUUCCUCGAAUGGUGGCUACCUGCACCGCCUCCACAGGGUGACGGCACACCGCCCUACAAAGUCUAUCCCAUCGCAUCCGGAUCGGGCAAUGCCACGUCGUUGGAAAAUAUACCCGCACUCACGAACGCCGGCGCGUUCCCUUGGCGAGUCGACUUCAACCAGGGAGCGAAUCUGGUGAGUGGCCGUUCCGAAUGACCGAAAGACCGAAGGACCGAGCGAGCAAGCGCGCAUUCUGCUCUUCGGCCGUGUCGGUACUCCAAACGAUCAGAGCUGACCAAAGCGCUGACACGUUCAUUGUCUUGCCUUAGACUUGGGUGGUCCUGGACAACACGAACCGGAUCAGCUAUUCCGACUUUAGAGGUGCGUUUGAGCCGCAUCGCCGUCUCGGUCACGACCCCAGCACAGCAUUUCGGUUUAGAUUCUGAUCUCUACCCCUUGGACAGUGGUGAGAGCCCAGCCCGCGACCGGUAUCACAACGUGCUCGUGAGUUUCAUGAUUUGGGCCAUCUGCUCAAUGGGCACCUCGAGGCUACCCAUGCUCAUGCCUCAUGAUUUUUGACUUCGCAGGAAAACCGUGUUUGGGUCAGGCUCCAAAAACAGCAGUCGAGACGCGAUAAUAGGAGGGGCCGUCGGUGGCGGGGUGUUGUUAGCCGCCAUCCUCGUGGCUUACCUCGUCUUCCGACGGUACAAGAAGCAACGUCGGCUCGAGGAAGAGUUCGCCAACUUACCCCCCGCGCGGGAAUCCGCCGAUUCGGUUGAGAUGUCGUCCCCCUCCCGAUCCGGGGGCGUCGUUCGCCACGGCACGUUCAAUCUGCACCAUGUCCAACUCAACGAAGGCAACACCUUUGACGCACCGCCGAGAUACGUCCCUCCCGCUCCUAAAAGGAGGUUCAUGGGAAUGAGGUCGAGUCGUCCGACGAGUCGAAGGAGUAGCGUGGUCGAGUCGGAAGCGGAAGCGGAAGCGGAAGCGGAAGCGGAAGCGGAAGCGGAAGCGGAAGCGGAAGCGGCGGCGACAACAACGACGACGACACUUGAUACCCCUGCUGAAUCGACCGUCGCAACUUCAACUCCAGGAUCGGCACGGCAAGGAUCGCCGCUCAUUGCUGAUACCACGAGGUGA